AGGCUGUCAUCGUUUCCUUCCGAUAAGUCGCAGCAUUUGUCUGCUCACUACACCUUCGCGCAUUCUGGACGGAUGGCGUAGCUAGGCGUAUCCGUCCUGCUCGCAUGCGUGACCUGCCUUUCAGGUGCAACAGCUGAACGCGCAGGGGCCUGUCGGUGCCCCCAGGCAGAAACUGCAUCCAGUCGAUUCGCCCCAGCCUCGGCCGAUCCCUGCUGUUUUCGGGGGAGGUGGCCUCAUUGCGAGGGAUCGGCUCAGGUAGCAGCAGACAGUAAAGGAGCAGCACAAGGCUGGGGAGAUGAGACGCUUGGGCGUGGACGAAUACGGGGUCGAGGACAGGUACAAGUUGUCAGACUCUGAUGCUUCUUGCUACCUUCCGUAGGGCCGUAUUGUGAAGAGGCUCAUGACGAUUGAAUACCUCGGCGAUCAGAACAGCUGAGAUGCAGAGGCACACGGUUUUGAUGUGAAGACGUUUGCGAAGUUUGAUGGAUCAUUUUCCGCUCGCUCCUGGGAAACAAAAGUGAACAGCCUCGGCUAUGGAACGCACUUCCACCAGAAGUUUUUGGUGUUACCGCCGUCAAGAACUAUGCGUUCUACACACCCAGAAUGUACACGCCACACUUCGCCACAGGAGCCAAGGGGUAGGCAGUCUACAAAGGCUGCUGCAAGGGAAUAUCCGGAUUGCCUAGGGAUGUGGUGCACUGAAGCCUCGCGGAAGGCUGGGAUACAGGAGCCUUUCCGUCACAUCUUCUGCACGCCGCAUGGACUCAAAGAUGAGCCGAGCUGGGCUGCAAACGAGUCGUACCAGUGCAGCGUGAGCCACUAUGGCACAACGGACAAACAUGGAAGGGAGCGGAAGCAGUUUGCGGCGCCGUCGCUUGACUUGUUUGGUACAUUUCUGAACAAACGCAAGAUCCAAUCCGAAGGUGGGAAGAAUGAGCUCAAGCUCCAUGGUGGUGGUUCCGACUAUGGCGAGACGCUUGUCAUGAUGAUGACUGCAAUCGCCCUGAAGAAGGCUUUCAUCUAGGGCGGCUCAGGUAACUGAUGCCUGGCCGCGCUCGCAUCACAAUAUUCCUUCCUUUCUAGUCUCGAGCCCAGUUUGCAUGCUCACAGUUGAGUUGCAUUGCUUAAAUAGCCAACGAGAUCAGCGGUUCUUCUAGGACUGCUGCUUGCGGGUGUGUGUGUGUUCGUUGAGCAGA
Messenger RNA from Prorocentrum cordatum, 1196 nucleotides. Lineage: Eukaryota; Dinophyceae; Prorocentrales; Prorocentraceae. The record is from the annotation of a GenBank genome assembly.